UUCCUAAAGCAUUGCCAAUGGUCGUCGCAGACCUCGUUAGCUUGAAUUAGAUAUACUUACUCCUCCUCAUUCAUACUGUUUCGGAUAUAACGUCAGCACUAGACAUUACGCGGGAGAUGCCAUCAACUUGAUUGAUUCAACCCCAGUGACCGACUUCCCAUUGUUGAACCCCAGCUUGGACUCCAGGCUUCUCCAGCUUUGUUCAAUCACCCUUUCGUAUCUGCCAAAUCUCAUCAAACUCCCACGACCUCAGUAUCACCAUGGCCGACGACAAGCCCUUUGACAUGAUCGCCCGAGGCCAAAGGGGAAAUAACCUCUUGGGCAGCGCCAUCUUUAUCGGUCUCCGCGCUGCCGACCCAUUCCUCCAACGCCAUCUUCUUCUCAACUCCCCCCUGCCCGCUCUCGCACGCAUACUCGGCCUACGUGCUCCACGCCUUCCACCGACCGGCGGUCUUCCACUGGCCGGUUCGGGCAUGACUCCCUACCAGACCCUCCUCUGGGCGUUCUCCAUCGGUUCCGCAGCCAAGCACAUCCUCUGGAUCACCGCGCUGGCCAACGAACCCGUCAGUCCUUCCGCGGGCGUCGCAAUAUCGCUGUUCAACACGGCGUGCAACACGCUGAACACACUAGUAUUCGACCUUGCAGGAGAGAAUCCCACCUUCUUCCCGCCAUGGAGCAUGUACGUCGGUUCGGCGCUGUAUGUCACGGGCAUCCUGGCCGAAACUAUCAGCGAGAUUCAACGCAAAUGGUUCAAGGACGACCCACGGAAUGAAGGGAAGGUGUAUGCGGGUGGGCUGUCCUCUCUUGUCCGCCAUGCUUCGUACUUUGGCUACACGCUUUGGCGGACUGGGUAUGCGAUAGCCUCUGGUGGACCGCUGUGGGGCUCUGUCGUCGCAGCUUUCUUUAUCUCGAAUUUCGUCAAUCGAUCAAUUCCCGCUCUGGAUAAUUACAUGGGCAAGAAAUACGGCGAGCAAUGGGCCAGAGUCAAGCGAGACGUGCCGUACGCCUUGAUUCCCAGAGUAUGGUGAAAAGCAUGGCGAAAAGGAGUUGUCAUUUUGUUAUCAUUACACUAUUUCAUUUGCAUUUUGGUCGUUAAG
This is a messenger RNA of Exophiala viscosa, 1097 nucleotides long. RefSeq lists its product as uncharacterized. Gene Ontology annotation, molecular function: oxidoreductase activity, acting on the CH-CH group of donors. The record is from RefSeq and is a predicted model, not a curated record. The coding region runs from base 261 to 1028 and encodes 255 amino acids. Gene Ontology annotation, cellular component: membrane. NCBI's taxonomy places the organism in Eukaryota, Fungi, Ascomycota, Eurotiomycetes, Chaetothyriales, Herpotrichiellaceae. Gene Ontology annotation, biological process: lipid metabolic process. The transcript has a single exon.